Arabis nemorensis is the source of this 399-nucleotide messenger RNA. NCBI's taxonomy places the organism in Eukaryota, Viridiplantae, Streptophyta, Magnoliopsida, Brassicales, Brassicaceae. The record is from the annotation of a GenBank genome assembly.
AUGGUUGGACUGAUGCGAGAUGAUGCAGCACGAGACGCCAUGAGAAGCUUUGGGUUUGAUGAGCGUGUCAUCAAUGAAACCAUCAAGGAAUUACUAGAGCUGUAUGGUGGUGUGGAUGCAUGGAGACUGAUCGAAGAUGGUGGCUACGAUGUGCUUCUUACUAGGUGCCUCGAAAAGCAAGAGGAGCAAGCAAGACAAGUUGCUGAAGAACAAGUGGCUGAGGAACAAGAAGAAGAACACGAGCAGCAUGAUCUUGUACUACAAGAGCAAGACCAGCAUGUUGAGACUGAUGAUUUGUCAACCACGAGGGAGGCAGUCGUGGACACAUCACCAGCAGCUUUACCAUCUGGAGAAGCAUUACCUGUUUAUGCACACAAUCCUGUUGAAGCUAUUGGUUAA